UUUUACAUUAAAAGCCUAAGUAAUAUUCGAUCAGUAGUUGCUAAUCGUAGUGAAAUCCAAGCGCUAACCUAUUCUAAAACUUUUGACGUGCUGUGCUACCAGGAAACGUGGUUAACAACUGAAAAACAAGAUUCUUUAGUGACGGGUCUCAGUAAUCAAUACUCUGUCUUCCGUACGGAUCGUGCUAAAGGGAAACGAGGUGGAGGUGUUUGUAAUGUGGUAAAAGUAGAAAUCCCAUGUGAAACAGUAGUUUCAGAAUCUAAAAUUAACGCUUAUGAAAUUCUCGUAAAUGACCUGAACAUUGACGUAGUUCCCUUUAGAAUCAUAAACAUUUAUCGUGCUCCUUCUUGCACUUAUCAAAAUACUGUUAGACUAAUUAGUAAAAUUGAAGACCUUGUGGAACAUCAAGGCAAAGUUGUAGUUGUGAGAGAUCUUAAUAUUGGAGGUAUCGACUGGAGCUUCAACGACUCUAAAACUAAAUUAGGUUCUUUAUUAGUAGAUCUGUGCAAAAACCAUAAUCUGGAACAAUAUGUCAAAAUGCCAACCCGCAAAUCGAAAAUUCUGGAUGUUGCUCUUUCUAAUUCCGUAAUCAGCAAUUUAAACAUCAUGGCCCCAAUAGGGUCUAGUGACCACAAUACCAUUAAGUUGACGGUACAGCUCUUACAAAAUAUAUCUGUCCCUAAGAAAAUGAUACCAGAUUUUUCGAAACUGGACUGGCCCUGCUGUGCAACAUACUUUGAAAACAUAGAGUGGGGUAAGGUAUUUGAUACCCAUUCCCACGUGAACGAUAUUUAUGAAUGCUUUCUAGGCCACAUUAGAACAAUGUUCUCGCAGGCAGUCCCAACUAUGCCGAUGCCAGAGACUUCAAAACCAGUGCCUCAAUAUUUAAGGUCUUUUGAACAAAUGGUAAAAAACCAAUUCAGCAAAACGAUAAUGUCGAAAACUAUGAAUGAUUUUAUAGAAUACAUUUACCUAGCGAGAAAAUAUAGGAAAAAGUUGCGGAAGUAUCUAAGUAACCUGGAGGUAAAGUUAUUUAAAAAAAAAAGGGCAAUAGUAAGUUUAGUAAACACGCAAAAACUCUUCUGAAACCGCGAAACUGUAGUGUUCCAACCCUGAUAGAUAAUGACGAAAAUGAAAUUGUCUCUGAACUAGACAAAGCAAAUCUUCUAGCAUCCUACUUUGAGGCUCAGUAUACAAAUCAAAAUAACAAGAAUUUUGCUCUAGCCGAUGAUUCUGUAUCAGAUCAACCAAUUCCCUGGGUUACUGAUGCAGAAGUUCUAAAAGUGAUCAUGGCCUCGAAAAAGUCUUGCUCUGUAACAAGCGACCAGGUCCCAUUUACGUUUAUAAAAAUACUAUCGCCUCUCAUCAGUAGCGUUCUGGCCCAGAUUUUCAACUUGAGCAUGAUGAGAGGGCAAGUCCCGCACGCUUGGACUGAAUCCAUUGUAAUACCUCUUGGAAAAAUCACUAACGCUAACAAUCCAACCGACUUCAGACCCAUUAGCUUGACCUCGCACUUGUGCAGAGUUUACGAAAGAUGUAUAUUAGCAAAAAUUGAGUUAUUUCUAGUAGAUAACAAAUUUUGGUCACAAAAUCAACAUGGAUUCCGCCCCAGAAAAUCAACGGUGACUAAUAUGUUAGAAUCUUUGAAUGAUUGGACUAAAAGUAUUGAUCUCGGUGAGCAAAUCGAUAUCAUAUACCUAGACUUUUCCAAGGCUUUCGACCGGCUCCCACAUGACUUACUUUUAGAUAAACUCGUAUCUUUAAGAAUGAACAAAAAUUUACUGAUAUGGUUGAAUGAAUUUCUCUCAAAUAGAAGCUUUAGGGUUAGAAUUGGGCAAACGCUGUCAUCCAGAAAAUUGGCCACCUGUGGCGUCCCACAAGGCGCAGUUCUGUCACCACUUUUGUUUGGUAUCUAUGUUAAUGAUCACCAAUAUUACCCAAAAAAGUAGCAUGUAAACAGUUUGCAGAUGACACGAAAUUGUAUGUAUCGACCCCUAAGACUGAAAGCGAAAACAAUUUACAGUCUGCUCUAGAUGCUGUAGUAGAUUGGACAAGGGGAUCAAAACUCACUCUAAACCAAUCUAAGACAGUUCACGUCACAGUAGGAAAACGUAGAACAGUUUUCAAAUACCACCUAGACGGUUACCCUAUUGAGCGAAAAGCUAUUACCAGAGACCUUGGAUUUUUAAUCUCUGAAAAGCUGGAUUUCUCUGAGCAUUGGAGGAAAUGUAUCAAUCUAGCUAAAUUUCAACUGGCCAACAUGUUCAACCAGUACAGUACCUCCAAUAAGAAACUAAUGAUUCUCUUAUACAAAACUUUCAUCCGCCCUCGUUUAGAAUAUGGAACAGUAGUGUCUUCUCCGACAAAAAAAUCGGAUGAGAAAGCAAUAGAGUCUGUGCAAAACGCGUUCACUUGGCGCCUUUAUAGUAGAAUCAAAAAAAGAUAUAUUAAUCCAACUGAUAAAGAUUACAAAACUGCCAUGGAACGUAACGAACUAUUCGACCUCCAAACCUUAAGCACGAGACGUAAAAUAAUUGACAGAAUCCAAGUAAUCAGAAUGAAUACUGGUAAAGUAGACUUAAAAACAUCUGAGUUUUUUGAGCAACAAGAGACCCACACUCGUUCUAAAAAGAAAUAUGUCUGGCGCACAGGAAAAUCUAAAAUUAGGAGACACUUUUUUGUCAACAGAACACUACCCACAAUGAAGCAACAC
Caenorhabditis elegans is the source of this 2713-nucleotide messenger RNA. The record is from the annotation of a RefSeq genome assembly. NCBI's taxonomy places the organism in Eukaryota, Metazoa, Nematoda, Chromadorea, Rhabditida, Rhabditidae.